GUUUAUUACAAUGAAUCUGUCUGGAUAUUCAAUAAAUCACACACUUGGCUGUUUGACGGAUGUUCGGUCUCUAUAGAGCAACAAACUUUCUAUGCAUAUUAUUUUUGCUCCAAACUUACUCACAACGUAUUCAGGUAAUCUAUGAGGGGCAGAAUGUUGCAUUCUAUUGUAAUGCUACCGGUGGCUCCAAAAAUGAUUACAUACACUACCAAUGGGAGGUUAAUAAUCGUGAUCUAAUAGCCACUGAUGCCUACUUUCAUAUAAGAGGCAUUCAGAAAAGUGAUGAGGGUGAGUAUAAAUGCAUUGCUACUCAAUAUGUAAAUGGGACUCCUAUCGUCGCAACUGAGUCCACAUUUAUCAGUGUUCGCAAAGCUGAUUCCAUCAUAACUCAAGAUGUCGAAGAAGGAAUUUUGGUUCGAAUUUUAUGCAAUGUAAGUAGUGAUGAGAAACCUGAUGGUGCUGGUCCAUUUCGAUACGAAUGGCGUAAUCCAAAUGGUACAUUAGUUGGAACUCAAUGGAAAUUAGAAUUGGGCCACAUCAAAGUACAUGAAUCAGGCAUAUAUGUCUGCCGUGUUUCAUACGAAUUUGACAAAAGACAAAUGUCCACCAGUUCAGCAACAAAAAUAAAUGUUAUUCCACGUGCCGGUGUAAUAUUUCCAGGAAUUCGUGGAAACGUAUUAGAAGUUUUAGAAACAGGUGAUAUUUUGCAAGAAUGUCAAGUGGUCAGUGCAAAGCCAUCUCAGUAUAACUUUCAAUGGUUUGGUCCAGAUGGUCGUUUAAUAUCUAAUUCCGCAUUUCUUCAAAGAGACUAUAUAACAAGACAACGAGAUGAAGGUAUUUACCGAUGUGUGGCUAGUCCAGUUGAAGAAGGGAGAUUACAAGUCGAGAAUAGCCUAAUUGUAACAACAGCACCACUACGUUUCCAGAUUACAACCAUAGAGGAGGACUUAAAUAUUGGAGGUUUUACACAUCGCCGUAUAGUACCAGUUGAUUCAUCUAAACCAAAUCUUACUACUCGUGAAACUUUUAUAUACCAGUGGCUAGACACAGAAAUGAAUCCAAUUCUUGAUUUGAUGGGGCCAGAUUUACGUAUCAAAUUUCAAAGUCCUUCAGAUUUUGGACGGUAUUCAGUUCGUAUUACUGGAUUGAAUUCUGGCUAUCAGAGAGAUCUGAGUACUUAUAUUACUAUGGAUGGUCGAAAUGGUGAAGUAGAACCAACUUAUUCUGUUGUAAUUCGAGAAAUUUCUGGUCCCCUUUAUUUAAAUGCACGAUUAGAAUUGGAGUGUUCUCCAAGACCACCAAAUUCAGCUGCUAGAAUUAAUUGGCUUGGUCCAGAUGGAAUGGUGGUUUCCGAUUCUAGUAAUAUAGUAUUUGAACGUUUCCAACCUCAUCAUCAAGGUAGAUACACAUGCCAAAUCUUACUACCGAAUCAAAUUAUUUUACGUCAAAGUGUAGAAUUGGUUGUUUCCGGGACAUCAACAGAAAUUCCAGAACCUGACAGACUCUAUACAAUUCGAAUUACUCAGUCACCUACAUAUUUCAGAUAUAAUGAUGCUGUACACCUACAAUGCAUUGUUUCUCCUACACCCCCAUUAGUAUCAUAUGAGUGGUUUAAAGAUGGCGUGCUUAUUGGACGACAAGCAGAUAUCCAUAUACAGAGAUUUACCCCAGAUGAUGUUGGUCGGUAUCAGUGUGUUGCCCGACUUGACAGUAUGGUACUUACCUUUAACAGUACGAUAUCUAUUGACGAUGGUACAGGAGUGGAUUUAAUAAUGCGACCUAAUAUCAUAUAUAUCCCAGCAUUUCAUCCAUUUGAAAUUGAAUGUUUAUCUAUACGUACCGGUUUAUCACCUAUUGCCAUAUUUGGUAAUGGUGCACCUAUUGAAUCAGAUAAUCGAUUUACAAUUAUAAAACCAAAUGAACAACGAUUAAUUAUAAAAGCUACAGAUGGUUUAUCAAGUGUUUAUAAUGGUUUACGUAUUCGUUGUAUGUUACCAGGACUCAAUUAUAAAGAAGUUACAUUAUACAUAAUGGAUAUUUGUACUGCUAGUCAAUCACAAUGUAGAACUCGACAAUGUAUUCAAACUUCUUCAAUAUGUGAUGGUAAAGCUGACUGUCUUGAUAAGUCAGAUGAGGGUAGCAGUUUUUGCAAUGCUGGACUUACUGUGAUUCCAACUCGUAUUGUAGUUAAACCAUCAGAACCUUUUUCACUUAAAUGUCAAACUAUUUUACCAGGGACCAGAAUGCCACAUGCACGUUUUGUACAUAGUGGUCAAGAUGUAGAGUCCGAUCCUCGAUUUAUCAUUGAGAGAUCUCCAGGUAUUCUGCUUAUUAAGGCACCAUAUGGACUUUCAGUAGAAGCCAAUGAUACAAGAAUUGAAUGUUACUUUCCCGAUGAAAGCCCUAGAACUGCAAUAAUCAAUGUAGUUACUGAUCGAUGUGGAUUAGGAUACUUCAUGUGUUAUGACGGAAAUUGUAUACAACAAUCUCAGAGAUGUGACGGGCAAACUCAAUGUCCCGAUGGAUCUGAUGAAAUUAAUUGUGCUCCUCGUUGUCGUCCUGGUCAAUAUCAGUGUUCUUCUGGUGAAUGCAUUGAACAACAAAUGAGGUGUGAUGGUCGACAAGAUUGUCGGGACGCUUCAGAUGAGACUGGUUGCCCUCCUCGUUGUCGUCCUGGUCAAUAUCAGUGUUCUUCUGGUGAAUGCAUUGAACAACAAAUGAGGUGUGAUGGUCGACAAGAUUGUCGGGACGCUUCAGAUGAGACUGGUUGCCCUCCUCGUUGUCGUCCUGGUCAAUAUCAGUGUUCUUCUGGUGAAUGCAUUGAACAACAAAUGAGGUGUGAUGGUCGACAAGAUUGUCGGGACGCUUCAGAUGAGACUGGUUGCCCUCCUCGUUGUCGUCCUGGUCAAUAUCAGUGUUCUUCUGGUGAAUGCAUUGAACAACAAAUGAGGUGUGAUGGUCGACAAGAUUGUCGGGACGCUUCAGAUGAGACUGGUUGCCCUCCUCGUUGUCGUCCUGGUCAAUAUCAGUGUUCUUCUGGUGAAUGCAUUGAACAACAAAUGAGGUGUGAUGGUCGACAAGAUUGUCGGGACGCUUCAGAUGAGACUGGUUGCCCUCCUCGUUGUCGUCCUGGUCAAUAUCAGUGUUCUUCUGGUGAAUGCAUUGAACAACAAAUGAGGUGUGAUGGUCGACAAGAUUGUCGGGACGCUUCAGAUGAGACUGGUUGCCCUCCUCGUUGUCGUCCUGGUCAAUAUCAGUGUUCUUCUGGUGAAUGCAUUGAACAACAAAUGAGGUGUGAUGGUCGACAAGAUUGUCGGGACGCUUCAGAUGAGACUGGUUGCCCUCCUCGUUGUCGUCCUGGUCAAUAUCAGUGUUCUUCUGGUGAAUGCAUUGAACAACAAAUGAGGUGUGAUGGUCGACAAGAUUGUCGGGACGCUUCAGAUGAGACUGGUUGCCCUCCUCGUUGUCGUCCUGGUCAAUAUCAGUGUUCUUCUGGUGAAUGCAUUGAACAACAAAUGAGGUGUGAUGGUCGACAAGAUUGUCGGGACGCUUCAGAUGAGACUGGUUGCCCUCCUCGUUGUCGUCCUGGUCAAUAUCAGUGUUCUUCUGGUGAAUGCAUUGAACAACAAAUGAGGUGUGAUGGUCGACAAGAUUGUCGGGACGCUUCAGAUGAGACUGGUUGCCCUCCUCGUUGUCGUCCUGGUCAAUAUCAGUGUUCUUCUGGUGAAUGCAUUGAACAACAAAUGAGGUGUGAUGGUCGACAAGAUUGUCGGGACGCUUCAGAUGAGACUGGUUGCCCUCCUCGUUGUCGUCCUGGUCAAUAUCAGUGUUCUUCUGGUGAAUGCAUUGAACAACAAAUGAGGUGUGAUGGUCGACAAGAUUGUCGGGACGCUUCAGAUGAGACUGGUUGCCCUCCUCGUUGUCGUCCUGGUCAAUAUCAGUGUUCUUCUGGUGAAUGCAUUGAACAACAAAUGAGGUGUGAUGGUCGACAAGAUUGUCGGGACGCUUCAGAUGAGACUGGUUGCCCUCCUCGUUGUCGUCCUGGUCAAUAUCAGUGUUCUUCUGGUGAAUGCAUUGAACAACAAAUGAGGUGUGAUGGUCGACAAGAUUGUCGGGACGCUUCAGAUGAGACUGGUUGCCCUCCUCGUUGUCGUCCUGGUCAAUAUCAGUGUUCUUCUGGUGAAUGCAUUGAACAACAAAUGAGGUGUGAUGGUCGACAAGAUUGUCGGGACGCUUCAGAUGAGACUGGUUGCCCUCCUCGUUGUCGUCCUGGUCAAUAUCAGUGUUCUUCUGGUGAAUGCAUUGAACAACAAAUGAGGUGUGAUGGUCGACAAGAUUGUCGGGACGCUUCAGAUGAGACUGGUUGCCCUCCUCGUUGUCGUCCUGGUCAAUAUCAGUGUUCUUCUGGUGAAUGCAUUGAACAACAAAUGAGGUGUGAUGGUCGACAAGAUUGUCGGGACGCUUCAGAUGAGACUGGUUGCCCUCCUCGUUGUCGUCCUGGUCAAUAUCAGUGUUCUUCUGGUGAAUGCAUUGAACAACAAAUGAGGUGUGAUGGUCGACAAGAUUGUCGGGACGCUUCAGAUGAGACUGGUUGCCCUCCUCGUUGUCGUCCUGGUCAAUAUCAGUGUUCUUCUGGUGAAUGCAUUGAACAACAAAUGAGGUGUGAUGGUCGACAAGAUUGUCGGGACGCUUCAGAUGAGACUGGUUGCCGAGAACGAGUAAAUAUUCGUGUAGUGCCAGAUAUCAUUCAUACACAGCCGUACGAAAAAUGGAAGUUUGAAUGCUCUGUGAUAGGUGCAGAUAUAGAACCAAUCGUCAAAUUCCAAGAUGGUAGACUUGUCGAAUCAGAUCCUAACUUUCGAGUUACUCGCAUUGAUCCCAACACUGUCAGCGUUGAAGCGAUUCAUGGCUUAACGGAAAAAAAGGAGCGUCUUAGCUUCAUAUGUACAUUCCCUGGUGGACCAGAAGAGGAGAUAGAUGUUUAUGUUCGACGACGAUGUCCUCAUGGUGAAUUCCUGUGUAAAGAUGGAACAUGUCGUCCAGAAAGUGAUUUUUGUAACGGUCGAGUUGACUGUCCUGAUGGUUCAGAUGAACGACCUCCAUAUUGUAGGGAAAUUGUACAAGUGGAAGUUAAACCAAGCAUUAUUCAUGUUCAACCGUAUAAACGUUUUGAAUUUGAAUGUAUUUCUUAUGUUCCUGGGAUAAAACCAGAAGCUCGAUUACCUAGUGGUAUACUUGUAAGUCAAGAUCCACGUUUUAAUGUAAUAUACCUUUCACCAAAUCAUCUUCAAGUAAAUGCAAUAUAUGGUUUAACAGAUAGAGAUCAUCCAUUCCAGAUUUAUUGUAUAUUUCCUGGAUUAGAAAAUAGAACUGCUGUAAUAGAAAUUGAAAGACCUUGUCCAAGUGGACAGUUUCAAUGUAUGGAUGGACGAUGUUUACCAUCUAAUGUAUUUUGUGAUGGUAAAUCGGAUUGUUCAGAUAGUUCAGAUGAAAAUGAACGAUACUGUGCUGUAAACAUCAGAGUGACACCAGGUUCGAUUCGUGUAGUCCCAUAUCAACGUUUUCAAUUCGAAUGUUCAACGUCAAUCCCAGGCGUAUCUCCUCAAGUAACGUUUGACGAGCGUUCAGUAGAAAGAGAUAAUCGUUUUGUUGUUACUCGUCCAAGUCUUCAAACUAUAGUAGUAACAGCGCCAACUGGUUUAUCAGAAAUUGGUGCACACAGAUUUAAAUGUAUUGUAUCAGUAAAUAUUGUUAAAGAAGUUGAUGUAGAAAUCAUAAGUGAAUGUCCACCUGGGCAAUUAAAAUGUAGAUCUGGUGAAUGCUUGCCAAGAGCAGUAUUUUGUGAUGGGAAGUAUGAUUGCCCAGAUAGAUCAGAUGAAGAUCCAAGAUCAUGUGUUCCUACAAUUAUUAUUACUCCAACAACAAUUUUAACAAGACCACAUGAAUCUUUCCAAUUUGAAUGUAAAUCAGUUAUGCCAGGUGGUGAACCAAAAAUUACACUUGAAGGUUAUCCAGUUGAAAAUGAUCCCAGAUUUACAAUUGUUCGUCCAAGCCGUGAACAUAUUAUUGUUCGAGCAGAAAGUGGUAUUGCUGAUCCUGGAAAAUAUUCUUUCACUUGUACCGUAGUAAGUGCAGCUAGUAAGACAAUCGUGGUACAAGUUGAAUCAGUAUGUCCACCUGGUUAUUCUAAGUGUAAAGAUGGAAUGUGUAUCCUGGACAACCAGUUUUGUGAUGGGAUAAUUCAUUGUCGAGAUGGCUCAGAUGAAGACAAGUUACGGUGCCCUGAAGUGGCUGUUGAUGUACGAGUUCACUUUACUCCUGGUGAAUUACGAAUUCAACCUGGUCGAGCAUUCCGUUUGGAAUGUGUGACGGAUAAACCGGGCACAUCUCCAGUUUUACAGUUUCUUGAUGGGAGACCAAUAACAAGUGACCCAAGAUUUGUGGUUUCUAGGCCAUCAACUGAACGUGCCAUCAUAGACGUUCCUGGAGGCCUUGAUGCUAGAGACAGACAGAUCAUAAUCGAAUGUGUAUCUCCCAGUGGUGAAAGAAAAACAUCAACCAUCUUCAUCGAACUAGGUUGUCAACCAGGACAAAGACGAUGUCCCAGUGGGCAGUGUAUAUUUGUUGGUCAAUUCUGUGAUGGGAAACCUGAUUGCGAUGAUGGAUUUGAUGAGAAACCUGAAAACUGUGAGUAUUGUGAUCCAAUAACAAAACCAUGCGAAGUUGUGAAUGGUAAACCACCUAAAGAAAAAACUUAUGAACUACAUUGGAGGUGUGAUGGCGAAGAUGAUUGUGGAAAUCGGUUUGAUGAACAAAAUUGUCUAAAUGACACUCGUGUACCAGAUAAAGAGUGUGGUGCUACUCAUUUCAGAUGUGGUACUGAACCAUAUCAGUAUAUACCGUUUGCAUACUGGUGCGAUGGAGGUCGUGAUUGUCGAGGUGGUGAAGAUGAAGCUGAAUGUUCCCCACCUACCAUAAUUCAAACUCAACGUCAAGAAACUCAUAGAGUUCGUCCUGGUGGUAGACUGAUUUUAGAAUGUGAAGCAUCCGGUGUUCCACCACCUAUGAUUAUUUGGCGUUUCAACUGGAGAUGCCUUCGUGAUGAAACACGAAUGAGGACCCAAGCUGUGCCAAGUUCGCUUGGAUGUAAGGGUUCAAAGAGUCGUCUAACAAUCGAAAACUUCAGGGAAGGUGACGAUGGGAUUUAUAAUUGUGAAGCACUGUCAUCGAAAGAAAGAGCUAUGUCCCAGGAUAUAUUUGUUUUUCUAUCUCCUUAGUUAUGUUUUCAUUUUCACGUGAUAUUAUGGAAUAUCAAGUUGAAUGAAUAGUUAUAUUAUCAUUUUAUCAUAUAUUUUUAAAAUUAAUUUAAUUCUUUGUGUCAAAAUAGCAAUGUUCUGAAUUUCAAAAUAGUAUAUCUUUCAAUCAUCUUACAAACAAUGUAUUAAUUUUGCCGUUUGAAAUUCUAAUUCCCAAGUUAUACAUUAUUCUGUUAUAUGAAAUUUAAAAUAUAAUGCUUAUUUGAAGAGAUACUAACUUAGU
Messenger RNA from Schistosoma intercalatum, 7539 nucleotides. The record is from the annotation of a GenBank genome assembly. Lineage: Eukaryota; Metazoa; Platyhelminthes; Trematoda; Strigeidida; Schistosomatidae.